This is a messenger RNA of Chanos chanos (milkfish), 609 nucleotides long. Its product is annotated as cornifelin-like. The transcript has 3 exons. The record is from RefSeq and is a predicted model, not a curated record. Bases 1 to 609 code for a protein of 202 amino acids. NCBI's taxonomy places the organism in Eukaryota, Metazoa, Chordata, Actinopteri, Gonorynchiformes, Chanidae.
AUGGCAACAACAGUGGUUGUCCAGCAGCAGCCUCAGAAAGCCAGCGCUCACCUAUCUGCGUGGAGCUCUGGUCUGUUUGACUGUUGUCAAGACAUGCCGUCCUGCUGCUAUGCCUAUUGGUGCUGUCCUUGUUUUGCCUGCUCCACCACAGGGGAAUUUGGAGAGAGUACCUGCUUGCCUCUCCUUGACAUCUUUGGACCAGGCCUGUUGGCAUCUUGUGGUGUGAUUGUCUGCGUACCUCCUGUAACUCUAUCAAUGAGGGUUGCUGUGCGGUACAAAUAUGAAAUUGGGGGGAGCCUCUGUGAGGACAUCAUGGCAUCCUGCUGCUGCAUUUUAUGCUCUUGGUGUCAGAUGGCUCGAGAAAUUAAGGAACGGAAAAAACCUAUCACCAUCGUUACCACCCAGCCAGUAAUACUCAGUCCACAGGUUGUGACCUCCACCCAGAUGAACACUACGACUCAGCAGGCUUAUGGAAUGACAGUCAACCAACAGGUUCCAGUCAUGACGACUUCACCAAGGGGCACAGCCACAGCACCUCCAGAGAUCAUAACCACACCACCUCCUUAUGCUCCUUCAGCUGGUGCCCUCCCAUCUGCUCCACCUUCUUAA